AUGAAGAAGCAUUCCCUAACUGGCUCUUUCCUUGAAAUAAAUGAAUGUGCAUCAAAUCCUUGUGACAAUGGAGAGUGUAUUGAUGAAGUCAAUCAAUAUUUUUGUAUAUGUUUACUUGGAUGGACUGGUACUAACUGUGAAACAGAUAUUGAUGAAUGUUUUGAGGAGACAGAUGAAUGUGAUGAUAAUGCCAACUGCCAAAACGCUGUAGGGAGUUAUACAUGUACGUGCAAGGAUGGAUACAGAGGAAAUGGUUUCAACUGCUAUGAGAUAAUACUUUUCCCAUUUGGUACCGCCAUUGAAGAUAAAAAGUUGAGACAGACAUAUGAUAAAGCAGUAACAGACUCUACGGCAGACCUAUAUGACUUGAUAUCGCCGACUAUAAAACCUCCCGUCGGUUUUCCCUUCAUGGGUCAAUUCUACUACAGUUUGUAUUUUACGGACAAUGGGUUAAUAGUUUUCAUGAAUGAAAAUGACGAGAAAAAUGCAUAUGCACAUCCUUCUGGCAUAUUCAAUUCCUCACAUCAAAUACCAAUGGUUGCUGCAUUUUGGGAAGAUGUGGAUAUGUCGGACGCUAAUAUAGGAGAAGUUUAUUAUCAGGAAUAUAGCUAUGAUAGCAGUAAUCAUAACUUGUUUGUUGAUGUUAACAAGCGCAUAUACAAUAUUUAUGGUGACAACGAUUCAGACGGCCCUGGUAAUUUUAAUGCAACAUGGAUCCUGAAAGUUACCUGGUUUGAAGUUGCUGAUUUCAGUGUUAAAUACUCAAGAAAUUAUCCAAACACAUUUCAAGCACUUCUAGCAACAGAUGGUAUCUUUGGGUUUGUAAUACUGAAUUACAAAGAGCAAGAGAUGAGGUGGAAAUAUGCGAACAAAAAAGAACACAAUGUUGUUUACGGAUACAACAGUGGUGCCGGCCAAAUUAUGAACUUACACACUGGUUUCAACAUCUCUGAACGAUACCGGCCAGAUUUACAAAUAGGUAACACUGGUUUACAAGGUCGCUGGAUAAUACGACUGGAAACUAAUACGAAAAGUACCGUAAACUAUAAGAAACGAUGUUUGGAUUGGUAUAAUUUGCAACCUCCACCAGAAACAUGGAAUAGAGGAUUGAGUGGAUGUCCAUGUGGAUUCCAACAAGGGGAAAAUGACAACUCAUUUGGACGAGGAAAUCAACCACCACCAUCGAAUAAUGGUCUUAGUGAUGAUGAACGGAAUCAUGGAGUGUCGGACGAAAUACAGCAAGGCAUUAGUAGAAGAAGAGGCUGGAGCUUUACUCUACAAACGGCAAAUUCCAAUCCACAUGGGGCAGGAAUGCAAUGUGCGUAUCGAGGAGAAGAUCACUCGUUGGUUGAAGGGUAUGAUGGUGAUGUUUGGAGAAGCAGCUUUCAGGAAAGAUGGCAGUAUAUAUUCCGUGGUUGGGGUUGGUGGGCAGACUUUUCACCCGAGAUGUAUUGGCUCUGGUUAGAUGAUGAUUUAUUACCUCGAUACUAUUGUUGCAGUAUGUCCAAUGACCCAGCAUUCUGUGAGAUGUAUGCAGAGAAAAGGCCUGCUGGGAAAUGUGAAGGAUAUAUACCUCCGAGUUCUGGUUGGAUGUUUGGCGAUCCGCAUCUAAAAACUCUUGAUGGAGUUUCGUAUUCUUUCAAUGGUCAAGGAGAAUAUACAUUGCUAGAAAUUGAGGGCAACCGGUUUGAACUACAGGCAAGAACUGAAAGAGCCAGGUUUAACAAUGGAUCAGAAACCUUUGCAACAGUAUUCACAGGGUUUGCUGCCCAACAAAAUGAUUCCAGCAAGGUGGAAAUUAGAUUGUCUAAACUGGACAGCACAGAAGCGAAUCAAACACAACGUGAGAUUGAAAUAUUUAUCAAUGGAAAGAUGUUGAACAUAUCAGUUCUGGACGAAGAUUUUUACAGUGAUGAUAUGGUUAAUGUCAAACUGAGACUAAAAGAAGAUAGUAGUGACACUACAAGAAUAGUUGCAAUAUUUUCAUCUGGUUUGUCAUUCUCUGUGGCUAAGUUAAGUGGAAUAUUGGAUAUUGUUGUCAGUACGCCGACAUCAUUCAAGGGAAAAACACAAGGACUUCUCGGUACAUGGAACAAUAAUACAAAUGAUGACUUCACUAUGAGAAACGGUACAGUAGUGGUGUCCUCAGAUGGAAGCAUCACUGACCGACAACAGUUUGAGUGUGGCCAAACAUGGAUGGUAACUAAUGAAUCAUCAUUAUUUACAUAUCGUGUCGAUGAGUCCUGGGAAUUGUUCAAUUAUCCAGAUUUCACUCCAUACUUCAUUGAUGAGUUAAUAGAUGAGUUUGAAGAAAAAGAUAAAGACUUUCUAAACAUGACACGCAUUGCAUGUGAAAAUAACAUAGAUUGCGUCUAUGACACGUUGGCUACCAGGGCAAUGGAGAUUGGACUGAAUACUAAAACAAAUUCAGACAAUUUUGAAGACAAUGCAUCAAAGCUAGAAAACUAUCCACCUCGUGUGAAUGGAGAGGACGUAUUGAGAGUAGAAGUCAAUAAACCUACAACAAUAGAACUGACUGCAGAAGACCCCAAUGGAGAUUCAGUGAAGUUUAAGUUUCUAGAAGAAAUAGGUGGCGCUGAGAUUGGGGAAGAGUCCGGAAUUAUUACCUGGACCCCGGUAAACACAUCCCAAAUAGUCUUCCAGGUUGAAGCAUCAGAUGGCAAUGCAGUCUCAGCAUACAAACCAGUGGUGCAGAUAUGUGAUUGUAAGAAUAAUGGAACGUGCCUCUUUGACACUAGUGACAUAAGUAGUAAUACCGUGAAUUCAAAGUUUAAGGUUGUAGCGUGCAGUUGUCCUGAAGCAUACACUGGUUGGUUCUGUGAAACUGAUACUGAUGGUUGCUUGGAUGACCCAUGUUUCCCUGGUGUUAAAUGUACUGAUGUCGAGGCUCCAGGUAUUGGUGCUGUAUGUGAGGGAUGUCCGUAUGGACUUUCAGGCGAUGGUAAAAAAUGCUAUG
Molecule: messenger RNA, 2977 nt
Organism: Saccoglossus kowalevskii
Lineage: Eukaryota; Metazoa; Hemichordata; Enteropneusta; Harrimaniidae
Product: mucin-4-like
Source: RefSeq, a predicted model, not a curated record